Trematosphaeria pertusa is the source of this 1994-nucleotide messenger RNA. RefSeq lists its product as uncharacterized. Gene Ontology annotation, molecular function: ATP binding; metal ion binding. The transcript has a single exon. The coding region runs from base 12 to 1994 and encodes 660 amino acids. The record is from RefSeq and is a predicted model, not a curated record. Lineage: Eukaryota; Fungi; Ascomycota; Dothideomycetes; Pleosporales; Trematosphaeriaceae.
CCACAAUAACGAUGACGGAAGACUUUAUCUCCGAAACCUUCCUGAUCACGCCCCGUGAAAGCCCAAUUGGUCCCACGAGGAUCGAUUGCCGUUGGAGAUGCAACAGAGAUGGGCAACAUUUCGGCGCUCUGGAUCUGCGUCUGCACCUGCUUCCUGCAGCCCAAGAGGGCGCCUUUGAAGACGCUACUGAUACCCCUCUGGGCACGCUGUUUCGCGGCAUCUGGGGCAAAGCGCAGGGGCACGGGCUGGCAGAUACGACCGAGAUGGCGAUCACCGUGAUACUGGUCCCACGUGGCCGCCACGGCUUUGUGUGCAGGAGUGACAUCCUCCAUCUCAGGGUGGGGCAAUCGCAGUUUGUCGAGCGUGUCAUCGCCUUCGCAGGAUGGGACAAGCACCUUCCGGCUCUGCCCACCGGCACUGACGACACCAAGUGUCUUUUGGCGCUGCUGCCAUGCUCUCCCGGCGCACUGCUCCUAAGGCAGCCGCACGAUGAAGCGCUGCAGGACGAUCUCACGGCCCGCUUGUCAUUCAACUGGCUGCUGCCCAACAGGCCCGUUGCCCGCCGCGUGGCAGUAGUCUCCGGGCGCCCGUUCCCCGAUCGGAAGCGCCAGAUGUACAGCGCCCAGGGCUUCUUCGCCGCUGCCCAUGCCCUCGGUAUUUCGCUCGUGGUCGUGGACAAUGUAGGGCACUGGCUCGAGAACAGUGCUUAUCAGAGCCUUCGCGACGAGUUCGUUCCCAUGGACAUGGACAUCAAUCGCUUGGCCGAUCUGCCACAGCGGCUGGUCGCGGCUCUGAAAGACAAGCACCUCGACGGCAUCGUUACCUUCUGGGAUGCGUACGUCAUCCAGACAGCCGAAGCGGCAGAGCUCCUUGGACUGCCCACAGAAUCGUCCGUGGCGUUGCGGCAAGCGCACCUCAAGCACGAGAUGCGCGAGCUCGUCAGCCAGCCUAAUAUCCAGGCAGUCACUAUCGACAGCGUGGAGCGGCUAGAUGAUCCUUCCAUGGCCGAGACGCUCCGCAGCCUGCGGUAUCCCUUGGUCGUGAAGCCAUGUCGUGGCGGCACAUCCGAAAGCGUCAAAAAGGUGACGGACGAAAGCAGCAUGCGAGAAGCUGUACGCAUAGCAUUCAAAGACGGAUUCCCCAAUCCAGCCAUUGCUCUCGUCUUGCUCGAGACGUACGUCGAUGGCCCCGAGCUCGACGCCAACUUCAUGCUCUGGAACGGCGAGAUCCAAUUCCUCGAGGUGACGGAUAGCUUUCCGUGCGCCGCCGACGCGACCGAUGCCACCGUUGCUGACCCCUUCCGCGAGACGGUACAGAUCUCAAACAGUCUACUGCCUCCUGACGAAAUCGAAGUCAUCCGCUCUUCUCUGCACCGCAGCAUCCUGAAGCUGGGUUUCGGCUCCGGCGUCUUCCACCUUGAAGCCCGCAUGCGGAACCCGUCCAUGAAGUACCAAGAUACUCGCGGUGACGGGAUUCUAGACCUGGACUUGGGUCCUUGUGUCGCAGCCAACCGUCGUGGUAAAGCGGACGUGUUCCUCGUCGAAAUCAACGUCCGUCCGCCCGGCACGGGAGGCACAUGGGCGACCUUGUUCGCCUACGGCGUUGACCAAGGCGCACUGCACUUUCUUCGCGCCCUCGAUGAUGGUGAGCGUUUUGCGGCUCUGUCACAGCCUUAUGCGUUCCCCAGUGGCAGUGCCGGUGGUGGCGGCGGCGCUCAAUACUGGACUGCGCAAUGUCUGGUUCCCAUCCAUCGCGACAACAUUCGUGUGCCAGACGACUUGUGGGAGAGAGUCUAUCGGGCACUGCCUGACGUGGAACCCUAUGUGGUUAGGGCCGAGAUGUACGCAGAGCCGGGCACGAUUGUGUCUAUCAGGAGGAGUGUGGGGUGGAUUGGUUAUGUGUUGCUCUACUCGAGGACGAGUAGGAGACAUGUGCUGGAGAUGUAUCAUUGGCUCGCUGAGGCUUGCAUCAAGGUGUUGGAUGAAGAGCUAUAG